This is a messenger RNA of Metschnikowia bicuspidata var. bicuspidata NRRL YB-4993, 1958 nucleotides long. RefSeq lists its product as uncharacterized. Gene Ontology annotation, biological process: transmembrane transport. Bases 152 to 1873 code for a protein of 573 amino acids. Gene Ontology annotation, molecular function: transmembrane transporter activity. Gene Ontology annotation, cellular component: membrane. The record is from RefSeq and is a predicted model, not a curated record. NCBI's taxonomy places the organism in Eukaryota, Fungi, Ascomycota, Pichiomycetes, Serinales, Metschnikowiaceae. The transcript has a single exon.
GUGCAAGUCGGAGAGCCCAUAGCUAGAGUACUCUUUCCUCCGGCCACAAGUCCUCGUUUAUCACUACUGUACCACAAAACGUGUCUGUUUUUUCUUGUCUUGUUCACUGAUUUUUAGAUAGACAAUUCUCUUUGUGACGGAACACACUACCAUGUCAUCCAAGCCUCUUGUCAAACCCGCUAAGUACGCAGAGGCCAACACGGACGAGGAUGCCACAAUCAGCCACGCUGCCUACGACUCGUAUGCUGCAAUUAUGGAGGAAGAUAGCGAUAAUCUCGAUGAAGAAGCUACGUGGCUCAGGGAUCAACGCCGUCUGCAUAGAUCUCUCCAUUGGCUCUACAGGCCCUCGGUAAUCAUGGUGGGGCUUUCCAUUUUCAUGUUUGCAUUUGCUCAUUCUUCCGCCGAGGGAACCAGGCAAAUGAUCCAGUUCAGACUUGGAUGUAACUCGAUUCGCGAGAGCACCGGCUCUGAGUUCUGCGAUCCUGCCCAAACUCAGGUGCUUGUACUGAGUCUUCAACAGGCAUAUUCUUUUUCUCUGGGCAUUGCCAUGAUAGUGGCGCUGGGAAAGGUGGCGCCGCUCUCAGACAAGUACGGAAGAAAAAUCUUCUUGAUGGGUAUAAUUGUGUUCCAAACAUUGGGCAAGCUCUCCAGGUUCUCCCUCAUGUCCACUUAUCCGACCCUUCAGUUCGCGUUGAUGGUGGCCACUGAGUUCUUGGCCAAUUGUUUUGGCGGCAUCAUGACCAUCAUAACACUCGCUAACUGCUACGUUUCAGAUAUUGCGGAGCAGAGCGAACGAACUUACUAUUUGGGGAUCAAUAUGGCCAGUCUUUUUGUCGGCAUGUCCACUGGUCCUUUAGUGGGUAACUUCAUUAUAUCCACCUUCAAAAACCAGGCAAUUAAUGCGCCACUGGGAACAACAUACGGCCCAGGCUUGAGCAGCGCUGACUUUGCACCAUUGCGCUUCGAGUUGAUAAUAUUGGUCCUAUUGAUCUUCUUCGUCGCUUUUGUUCUUCCUGAAUCGAGGGGGCAGGAUGCACGCAGAAUGUCCAGAUCGCUCUCCUCGGCUCCGCUGAUUUCGGAUUUCGGUACAUUGCUCAAACCUAGCAAGACACAGAAACUCAUGAGAUCUUUCAACUUUCUUCGCCCAGUGAGAUUGAUCUUCUACCCGAAAGAUAGCGUUCACAAGCUGAGGCACAAAACAAUAUCCAGCAGUCGAAUUGCUGUCUUGCUCUUGAUCUUGACGGAUUGUUUUGUCACAAGCUUGGCGCCUGCUCUCGGGGAGAUAUAUGUUCUUUACGGUAUCUACAGGUUCAAGUGGACUGCAGUUGAUAUCGGACAUUUGAUGGCGAUAACGUGUUCCAGCAGAGCUAUUGUUUUGGUUCUUGUCUCGCCCUUGUUGUCGUACAACUUCUUUCAAAAAACUUUGGGUUUUCAACCCGAUAUAAGAAGGUUUGACAAGAUCGAAUAUGGGAUUGUUGCAAUUGCCUUUGCCUUCGAAUCGGUCGGCCAGUUCUUGAUCAGCGUUUCGACGAGCGGGCAAUUCUUUCUUUUCUGCUUAGUUUUGAACUCCAUAGCAUGUCUCGCAACGCCUGCCAUCAACUCAACAGUCGUCAAGUUCUACCCCAAAUCUAAGACAGGUGAGGUUUUUGGCGCCAUGGCAAUUGUGAAAAACGUGUUCGCCAUAAUUUCUCCGGUGGCAACACUCGGUAUUUAUAAGGCCUCCAUCUCCAAGUGGAAUUUACCACAGACUGUCUUUGUGAUAUUCUCGUGCAUUUUUUUCUUGUUGGUGGUGUUGAUGACUUAUGUCAUAGUGAUCCUAGACAAGGCAGACUCAAAUGCCCUGGAAGCAGAUUCAGUUGAGGAAGAGAUGUGAUGCCAUUUGUGUAUUGUGUUUACGAUCAUUAAUAUAUUUAUUUACUCAUUCUCGCGCCUUGGGGUCAUCUAGCCCGAGAAUGGAA